This is a messenger RNA of Thalassophryne amazonica, 4164 nucleotides long. RefSeq names its product DNA (cytosine-5)-methyltransferase 3A-like. Gene Ontology annotation, biological process: negative regulation of DNA-templated transcription. Gene Ontology annotation, molecular function: methyltransferase activity. Bases 280 to 3282 code for a protein of 1000 amino acids. Gene Ontology annotation, cellular component: cytoplasm; nucleus. The transcript has 23 exons. NCBI's taxonomy places the organism in Eukaryota, Metazoa, Chordata, Actinopteri, Batrachoidiformes, Batrachoididae. The record is from RefSeq and is a predicted model, not a curated record.
AGGCUGCCGAGCAGUCCGCGGGCCCCUGCAGAGAGAGCGGCGCAUCUGGAGGAGUGCUGGCCGGCUGGGGAGGAGGAGGACGGGGAGAGAAGAGGAAGGAGGCUCCGGGAGCAAGCGAGACAAAAAAGGGUCAGGCCUGGGACUUGGCAAAACGGGAGUACAGAAAGAAGACGAAGGAUCAUCGUUCAGUUUUAUUUUGUUUUUUUAGUUGAUUUUCACCUGAAACUCAUCUACUUUUGCCGCCUGACGUUACCCAUAAGCCCCCAUAGACUCUUGGCGAUGCCAUCCAACACUGUCAUGAACACCGCUGCAUUCAAAAGCUCAGACUACGAUGAUUCACCUGCAAACACGAGGGGUGAGAGCACGAUACUGGAAAAAAAAAUGAUAACAGAGGAGAAGUCUGCCAAAAGUAGUGCACCUUGUAAAGUUGGCAAACCUGGACGAAAACGUAAACACUUUGCAAUCGAGAGAUGUGGUUCUUUCAGAGAUGUUGUGGGUGUGGGCCACAGCUACACUGUGGUGGGUCGGCCGUCCUUGGUCCACAAUGGAGAUAUGGGCGGGCACAGAUCCAGGACGGCUGAUGCCUGCUUCCUCAAACAGGAGAAGAGGGAAGUGGAGAACGGGAUCCCUCGAGACCCUUCGUCUGACCGAGUAGUAGACAGCUGCCAUAGUCAGAGCCUGAGCCCAUCCCUGGAGAACGGAUUGCUACCCAGCCGGGAAGAGCGGGACUCAGAGAAAGAAAAAGACGAUGGCCUGACGACGCCACGCAAGAAGCGAGGCAGACGGAAACUGGAGCGCCCAACAAAAUAUGUGGAGCACAAGGAGGAGGACGGGGUUGAUGUAGUCAAGACCGAGGGAGGUCGAGGGAGGCUGCGAGGGGGCGUUGGUUGGGAGAUCAGCCUUCGUCAGAGGCCCAUGCCCAGAAUAACCUUCCAGGCUGGUGACCCUUAUUACAUUAGCAAGCGGACCAGAGAGGAGUGGCUAGCCAAGUGGAAGAUGGAGGCAGAGAAAAAGGCAAAACUGAUGUCAGCGAUGAAUGCAAUAAAGGAUCAUGAGGAGAAUGAAACAGAGACCCAAAAAGAAGAACUCUUAAUAAUCACACACUCACCGCCGCCUUCAAAGCCGCUGCAGCCUCAGCCACCUUUGCACUCUCAGUCUUCACGUCAGUAUCAACAGCAAUCACAGCCACUGCUGCCACAGCAACAGCAGUAUCAGCCGCUGCCGCCACCACCACCACCAUCUCCUCCACCUCCACCUCUACCACAGCAACAGCCUACCGAACCUGCCUCCCCCACCAUAGCCAUGACCCCUGAACCUAUGGCAAUAAGCAACGGAGACAAAACGUCCCCAAAAUCUGCAGACACUGAGCCCGAGUAUGAGUUUGAGGACGGUCGUGGUUUUGGCAUCGGUGAACUGGUUUGGGGGAAGCUGCGAGGGUUCUCGUGGUGGCCAGGCCGCAUCGUUUCCUGGUGGAUGACGGGACGGAGCCGAGCUGCUGAGGGAACCAGAUGGGUCAUGUGGUUUGGAGAUGGGAAAUUCUCAGUGGUUUGUGUUGAGAAACUCAUGCCUUUAAGCUCAUUCAGUAAUGCCUUUCACCAACCAACCUACAACAAACAACCCAUGUACAAGAAAGCCAUCUAUGAAGUGCUACAGGUGGCUAGCAGCCGGGCAGGCAAAGCCUUCAUGGCCUGCCCUGACAGUGAUGAGACGGAAACCUCCAAAUCGGUGGAAAUUCUGAACAAGCAGAUGAUUGACUGGGCUAUGACAGGAUUUCAGCCUACUGGACCCAAGGGUUUAGAACCACCAGAAGAGGAACGUAACCCAUAUAAAGAGGUUUACACAGAAAUGUGGGUGGAACCAGAAGCAGCAGCCUAUACACCUCCCCCAGCCAAAAAGCCUCGCAAAAGCACAGCAGAGAAACCCAAGGUUAAGGACAUCAUCGAUGAAAGGACACGAGAGCGGCUUGUUUAUGAAGUGAGACAAAAGAGCCGCAGCAUUGAGGACAUCUGUAUCUCCUGCGGCGGCCUGAAUGUCUCCCUCGAGCACCCGCUGUUUGCUGGAGGAAUGUGCCAGAGCUGUAAGAAUUGCUUUCUAGAAUGUGCUUAUCAGUAUGAUGACGACGGCUACCAGUCGUACUGCACGAUCUGCUGCGGAGGGCGAGAGGUCCUCAUGUGUGGAAACAACAACUGCUGUCGGUGCUUCUGUGUGGAGUGCGUGGACCUCCUUGUGGGACCUGGAGCUGCCCACGCUGCCAUCAAAGAGGACCCAUGGAACUGUUACAUGUGUGGUCAGAAGGGCGUGUUUGGCCUGUUGGAGCGUCGCACUGACUGGCCCAGUCGACUCCAGCUUUUCUUUGCUAACAAUCAUGACCAAGAUUUUGAUCCACCAAAGCUUUACCCUCCAGUCAUGGUGGAGAAGAGGAAACCCAUUCGUGUCCUGUCGCUAUUUGAUGGCAUAGCAACAGGGUUGCUGGUGCUAAAAGAACUUGGCAUCCAAGUGGAUCGCUAUGUAGCUUCUGAAGUGUGUGAAGACUCCAUCACUGUGGGCCUCGUCCGACAUCAGGGUCGUAUCAUGUAUGUUGGCGAUGUGAGGAAUGUCACGCGCAAACAUAUACAGGAGUGGGGUCCUUUUGACCUUGUUAUCGGUGGGAGCCCUUGCAAUGACCUCUCUAUAGUCAACCCUGCUAGGAAAGGUCUUUAUGAGGGAACUGGUCGCCUGUUCUUUGAGUUCUACAGACUGCUGCACGAAGCUCGACCUAAAGAAGGAGAUGAUCGGCCUUUCUUCUGGCUCUUUGAAAAUGUCGUUGCCAUGGGUGUCAGCGAUAAAAGAGAUAUAUCUCGCUUUUUAGAGUGUAACCCAGUGAUGAUCGAUGCUAAGGAGGUGUCUGCGGCUCACCGUGCCCGCUACUUCUGGGGUAACCUUCCUGGCAUGAACAGGUUGGUGUUUGAAUGGCCUUUGAGCGCCAUGUGCUCUGACAAGCUGGACCUCCAGGACUGUUUAGAACACGGCAGAACAGCUAAGUUUGGCAAGGUGAGGACCAUCACUACCAGGUCAAAUUCCAUCAAGCAGGGUAAGGACCAGCACUUCCCCGUCUUCAUGAAUGAGAAGGAAGACAUACUGUGGUGCACUGAGAUGGAGAGAGUCUUUGGCUUCCCCGUCCAUUACACAGAUGUGUCCAACAUGAGCCGCCUGGCAAGGCAAAGGCUUCUGGGACGAUCAUGGAGCGUCCCAGUUAUCCGCCACCUGUUUGCACCCCUCAAAGAUUACUUUGCCUGUGUUUGAGCAGUAAGAACAGCCGCUGAGAACCAUUUAGGAACUCCAACUGUACGUGGCAACCAUAAAUAAGAGCCUCGAUCCUCAAAUUAUCCUUGCGAAUGAUUUGCAAGCGAAAACAUUGACGUAGAAACUUCACAUUAUUUCUUGUAUUUGAAUUGUAAUUCUUAUUCUAUUUAAGUUUGAUAUGUCAUUUUACCUUUUAGCAGUGUUAUCAAGUAUGGUUUGAUUUGUUUGAUUUUUUUUUUUUUUUGUGCAAGCUAUACUGGGAGAGUGCGCUUUCCUCUCAAGACACUGAGACAGACAAGUGCGAAAUGUGUCAUUUUUUGAAGACAGAGAGUGAGUUGCCGGGUAACAGCUGAGUGAUAGCGAGUAGUUCGGAGAGGCUGUGAGAGUCCCAUCCGCGGUGUAGCCACAUUUGCAGUUACCGAGCCUUGCGGCGGUGCAACGAGAAAGCCGGUUUUGUCAGUGUCGAGAAAGUUGCGUCUCUGAGAAUCCAAAACACCAGAUCACAAAUACCUCUUUGUUUACAGUUUCUAUAUACAACUGAAGGUAAUAAAGGUACUACUGUAAUAUGGUUACAAUACCAUGGUGCUCAAAGAUGAGGAGAAACACCACAGCCCAUGUGGCGCCGCAACUAUAUAGAGCUCAACCAAUCUGCUGUGCACUUUACUUCACAAAAAAACAACAACAAAAAAAAAAACAUGGGAGUAGUCUGCAAAAACACAACAUAACCUCUUUUCUGCGUUUUACAGCUUUUCUACAGUUUAUAAUGGUGCUCGUUCAAUCGUUCAGCCUCGCUGAGCUCAGGCUCACUGCCUUCAUGUGCACAAACAGAAAAUUCAGCGAGCCACAUGGGUAAUGGUGUUUUUUGUCAUUUAAAGAAAAAAA